This is a messenger RNA of Neofelis nebulosa (Clouded leopard), 612 nucleotides long. It is a transcript of the gene TXNDC17, whose product is annotated as thioredoxin domain containing 17. Gene Ontology annotation, molecular function: protein-disulfide reductase [NAD(P)H] activity. Bases 78 to 449 code for a protein of 123 amino acids. The record is from RefSeq and is a predicted model, not a curated record. Lineage: Eukaryota; Metazoa; Chordata; Mammalia; Carnivora; Felidae. Gene Ontology annotation, cellular component: cytosol. The transcript has 4 exons.
CUCCCCGCCCCGCCCCGCCCCGCCCCGCGGCGGCGCCUCCCGGAGACCCGGCCGGCGGUGCGCGGCGCGCCCUCCCGAUGGCCGGCUACGAGGUGGUGAGCGUGUCCGGCUUCGAGGAGUUCAGCCGGGCGGUGGAGCAGCACCACGGCAAGACCAUCUUCGCCUACUUUACCGGCUCCAAGGACGCCGGCGGGAAGAGCUGGUGCCCCGACUGCGUGCAGGCGGAGCCAGUCGUGCGAGAGGGGCUGAAGCACGUCAGUGAAGGAUGUGUGUUCAUCUACUGCCAAGUGGGAGAGAAACCUUAUUGGAAAGAUCCAAAUAACGAGUUCAGAAAAAACCUGAAAGUAACCGCGGUGCCUACACUCCUUAAAUACGGAACACCUCAAAAACUGGUGGAAUCCGAGUGUCUCCAGGCCAACCUCGUGGAGAUGUUGUUCUCCGAAGAUUAAGAGUUGAUGAUGACAGUCGUGUCUUGAUUUCCUGAUGUGCUCUGGCAUAAAAGCAGUUGCGUACUUGCUUUGAAUUCAUGUUAGCAAUAAAUAAAUAAAUGAAUGACGAUGUAAAAAAUAGUUUAUGUCUAAACAGUGCUAUUAAAAUGCUCACGAACCCUCA